UCUUGCAGCGUGAAUGUAUCUCCAUCCAUGUUGGCCAGGCUGGUGUCCAGAUGGGCAAUGCCUGCUGGGAGCUGUACUGUUUGGAGCAUGGGAUCCAGCCCGAUGGUCACCGACCUGAUGCGAAAAAUGCAAGUGAGGUUGAUGACUCCUUUGACACCUUCUUCUGUGAGACACUAACCGGGAAACACGUGCCCAGGGCAAUCUUUCUGGACCUGGAGCCAACUGUGAUCGAUGAGGUGCGCACUGGUCCCUAUCGUCAACUGUUCCACCCUGAGCAGCUCAUCACCGGGAAGGAAGAUGCUGCCAAUAACUACGCCCGUGGACACUACACCAUUGGCAAGGAGCUGAUUGACCCUGUCUUGGCUAGAGUUCACAAGUUGGCUGACCAAUGCACAGGUCUUCAAGGUUUCCUGGUCUUCCAUAGCUUCGGUGGAGGCACUGGCUCAGGAUUCACCUCUCUGCUGAUGGAACAUCUCUCAGUCGACUAUGGCAAGAAGUCCAAGCUGGAGUUUUCCAUCUAUCCAGCUCCCAGGAUCUCCACAGCUGUGGUGGAACCUUACAACUCCAUCCUGACCACUCACACCACACUGGAACACACUGAUUGUUCCUUCAUGGUGGACAAUGAAGCCAUCUAUGACAUCUGCCACAAACACUUGGACAUCGAGCGUCCAGGCUAUAUCAACCUGAACCGUCUGAUCGGGCAAAUUGUGUCAUCAAUCACAGCUUCUCUCCGUUUUGACGGAGCUCUCAAUGUUGACUUGACAGAAUUCCAAACUAACUUGGUGCCUUAUCCACGUAUCCAUUUCCCUCUGGCUACCUAUGCCCCA
This is a messenger RNA of Rhincodon typus (whale shark), 827 nucleotides long. RefSeq names its product tubulin alpha-4A chain-like. Lineage: Eukaryota; Metazoa; Chordata; Chondrichthyes; Orectolobiformes; Rhincodontidae. The transcript is spliced from 3 exons. Gene Ontology annotation, molecular function: structural constituent of cytoskeleton; GTP binding. Gene Ontology annotation, cellular component: cytoplasm; microtubule. The record is from RefSeq and is a predicted model, not a curated record. The annotation marks the transcript as partial. Gene Ontology annotation, biological process: microtubule cytoskeleton organization; mitotic cell cycle.